This is a messenger RNA of Exaiptasia diaphana, 569 nucleotides long. RefSeq names its product 26S proteasome regulatory subunit 8. Gene Ontology annotation, molecular function: proteasome-activating activity. Gene Ontology annotation, biological process: proteasome-mediated ubiquitin-dependent protein catabolic process. The record is from RefSeq and is a predicted model, not a curated record. The transcript is spliced from 7 exons. Gene Ontology annotation, cellular component: proteasome regulatory particle, base subcomplex. The annotation marks the transcript as partial. NCBI's taxonomy places the organism in Eukaryota, Metazoa, Cnidaria, Anthozoa, Actiniaria, Aiptasiidae.
CCAAGAUGGCUGCCGGCACCGAUGUGAUGCAGUUUCCACUUCAAACAAGUAGUUUAAAACAAGAAGGGAUAACGCGAGUGGUCCAAGGAGUAAAACAGGAUAAGAUGGAAGUGGUUGAGGAGAAGCAACAUGAAGGAAUCCAACAGUAUUAUAUCACAAAGAUYGAAGAACUUCAGCUUGUUGUUUCAGAAAAAGUUAAAAAUUUGAGGCGAUUAGAAGCCCAAAGAAAUGAACUUAAUGCAAAAGUUCGUAUGUUAAGGGAAGAACUUCAGUUGCUGCAAGAACAAGGUUCAUAUGUAGGKGAAGUAGUCAAACCAAUGGAUAAAAAGAAAGUUUUGGUCAAGGUACACCCAGAAGGCAAGUUUGUUGUUGAUAUUGACAAAGGAAUUGAUAUGGCAGAUGUUGCUCAAAACUGCAGAGUKGCACUACGCAAUGACAGCUACACACUUCAUAAAAUCCUCCCUAAUAAAGUUGAUCCUUUGGUGAGUUUGAUGAUGGUUGAAAAAGUUCCUGAUUCCACAUAUGAAAUGGUUGGAGGACUGGACAAACAAAUUAAAGAAAUCAAAGAG